UAAACAACGGAUCGUCCUCCUCGCUGGUUCGUUGUUCUUCUCUCCCUCCCAGUAAGCACCUGUAAAUGCCUUAUCUUUCCUCUAAUCCUAACCCCUUAAAAAAAAAAUUCCAAUCUAACCAUGGCAGAACAAAGUGCCGUCUUGUCGUUUCGAAGCAGACCAAACCUGAAAACCUCACUGUGUACUCUCACUGAGCCCACGGACCAUGAGCCGCUGUGGAAGAGCGCGCAUCUCAGCUUCAGUGUCGAUGGUGGUGUUGGUAGUUAUGGAAGUUUUGGUAAUUUUGCCUCCAUUUCAAUGGCGGAAAAGGGAGAUAAGUUUGAGUUCGCUCCCAGUUCGGCUCAGCUGUUGAAGCAUCCGUUGGCUGUUCUUAGUUACGUGCCGAGAGACGCCGCGAUUUUUGUUGCCGGCGCAAUCGCUGGUACUGCGGCCAAGACUGCCACGGCUCCACUUGACCGUAUUAAGCUUCUUAUGCAGACUCAUGGUGUGCGGGCUGGGCGAGAAAGUGCUAAGAAGGCAAUUGGUUUCAUUGAGGCCAUAACAUUGAUAGGGAAAGAAGAAGGAAUAAAAGGGUACUGGAAAGGAAACCUCCCUCAGGUGAUUCGGAUCAUACCUUAUAGUGCUGUCCAACUCUUUGCUUAUGAAACUUACAAGAAACUGUUUGUGGGAAAGGAUGGUAAGCUCUCUGUUGUUGGAAGACUUGCGGCAGGUGCUUGUGCAGGCAUGACUUCCACUUUCGUUACAUACCCUUUGGAUGUUCUGAGACUACGCCUAGCAGUUGAACCAGGGCAUCGAACUAUGUCUGAGAUUGCCUUAAGCAUGUUACGUGAGGAAGGAAUUGCAGCAUUUUAUUAUGGUCUCAGGCCUUCUCUUAUUGGCAUUGCUCCAUAUAUUGCUGUGAACUUUUGCAUUUUUGACUUGGUUAAGAAGUCUUUGCCAGAGAAGUAUCGACAGACAGCUCAGUCAUCUUUGCUGACAGCUGUGGCAUCUGCUGGUGUUGCAACACUCACGUGUUAUCCUUUGGACACAAUUAGAAGACAAAUGCAAAUGAAGGGAACACCUUACAAGACAGUUUUGGAUGCCUUUCAAGGAAUCAUUAAAAGCGAUGGAGUUAUUGGCUUAUAUAGGGGUUUCGUGCCAAAUGCAUUAAAAAACCUACCAAAUAGCAGCAUUAGGCUUACUGCCUUUGACAUGGUGAAACGUCUGAUUGCAACUAGUGGGAUAGAGUUUCAGAAAAUUGUGGAGGAAAACCGUGAGAAACAAAGCCAAAAUGCCAAUAUUUGAACAAUCAUGAUAUGUGGAAUUAUGCUUUGUUGCGUUGUUGCCAUGAGUUUACGCAUGACCGACAUUCUUUAGCUGCGGGUGAAUAUAUAUCCUGGGGCUAUUCUUUUGCUAAAACUAUCAUUUGUGCAAGUCAGGCAACCAUUUCUGUUCAUUCCUUUUUAUCUUUUUCUAUAAAUUCACGGUCCACCAAAUAA
Messenger RNA from Hevea brasiliensis (rubber tree), 1478 nucleotides. RefSeq names its product probable envelope ADP,ATP carrier protein, chloroplastic. Gene Ontology annotation, cellular component: thylakoid membrane. The coding region runs from base 121 to 1284 and encodes 387 amino acids. Gene Ontology annotation, molecular function: ATP transmembrane transporter activity. The record is from RefSeq and is a predicted model, not a curated record. NCBI's taxonomy places the organism in Eukaryota, Viridiplantae, Streptophyta, Magnoliopsida, Malpighiales, Euphorbiaceae. The transcript has 11 exons. Gene Ontology annotation, biological process: transmembrane transport.